UAUGGUGCGAUCACAUGGAAUGAUAUAAAAGACGUGACACCUCUGAAGAUAUCCAGUAACUACGUUACUUGGAGACCUGUUGGGAGGGUGACAUUCCGUGCUGUGACGAUGCUUACUCCGCGUGUCCUGUUCUUGUUGGUUUGCGCGGUGGUGCCAGCCCAGCCCGCCAGUCUGAAUGCACAUGUUCGGGAGAACAGACGUAACAUUCGUGCCGGGGGAACGGCGGAUUUCUACCCGUUCGGGGUGUCUGCCGGUGACGCAGUAAACCCCAAAGCCGACGAUGGUGGCUCCCCGAAGCAAACCUCGGCGCACGCCGGCGGGUUUCCGUACUUCGGACAGGUUUACCGGGACUUCUGGGUGAACAACAACGGAGUGGUGUCGUUCGAGGGAGAAGUGACCAUCUUCACACCCUACCCCUUCCCAAUCCAGUCUUUCCCAAUAGUGGCGGUCUUCUGGGCAGAUGUGGACAACAGGCGUGCCGGGGAGGUAUACUGGAGACAGACCACCACGGACCAAGCUUUGCUGACGCAAGUGUCCCAGGACAUCGUCACCAACCAUCCCGGCAUCUCCAGCUUCCAGGCAGGCUGGGUCCUGGUGGCCACAUAUGACGACGUGACCUACUACGGCGGCAGCUCAAACACAAGCCGCCAGUCCUUCCAGGUCGUGUUGGCGACCGACGGUAUCCAGUCUUUCGCCAUUUUCAAGUACGGUGACAUCCUCUGGACGACGGGAAGCGCCAGUAUGGGAGAUGCGGCGACUGGUCUUGGUGGAGUCCCAGCACAGGCUGGUUUCAAUUCCGGAGAUGGAACGAACUACUACACCGUCCCCGGCUCACGGUCUUCUGAGAUUGUAGACGUGGAGACCAGGUCCAACGUCGGGCAGCCGGGCACCUUCCUGUACCAGAUCAACGACGCCAAGAUCAUCCCGCUAGGUAAGGUAAGGCUAGUCGGAGGCAGUUCUGAAUUUGAGGGUCGGGUUGAGAUCAACCAAGGAGGAACCUGGGGAACGAUCUGUGAUCACAGCUGGGGAACAGAGGAAGCUCAGGUGGUGUGCCGUGAGCUAGGUCACGGCGGUGCUGUAGCGGCCUACGGCUCCGCUCACUUCGGACAGGGAAGCGGGCCGGUUCACCUCAACAACCUGAACUGCACUGGGGACGAGAUGUCCCUGUCGGACUGUCCGCUGCUCUCGGGCGGGACAGCCGCCUGUACUCAUGCUGAUGACGCCGGGGUGGAGUGUAAAGAUACCAGCAACCCUUGUUGGAACGAUCCUUGUAAACACGGAGGCGUGUGCUCUGCUGACGGCGACAAAUUCACCUGCUCCUGUCAGUCGGGAUGGAACGGCACCACGUGCGACACGUAUGCCCUGAACCCCUGUGACAGCGGACCUUGUCAAAACGGAGGCGUGUGCUAUGCAAGCGUGGAUAAAUACACCUGCUCAUGCCAGCCUGGAUGGAACGGCACUACUUGUGAAACAAAUCUUGACGACUGUAGCCCUGACCCUUGUCAGAACGGAGGGGUGUGUCAGGACCUGGUGGCUGACUUCUCUUGUAGCUGCCCUGCUACAUACGAGGGCAAGACGUGCGAGACAUACGUGAGUCCAUGUGACAGCGGACCUUGUCAAAACGGAGGCGUGUGUUCUGUAAGCGGCGGUACAUUUACCUGCUCAUGUCAGCCUGGAUGGAACGGCGAUAGUUGCGAAAUGAACAUUGACGACUGCAGUCCAAACCCUUGUCAGAACGGAGGGGUCUGUCAGGACUUGGUCGACGAUUUCUUCUGCAAUUGUCCUGCUCCAUACGAGGGCAACAUGUGCGAGAUAUAUGUGGAUCCAUGUGGAAGCAAGCCUUGUCAAAACGGAGGGGUGUGUUCUGCCUUCGGUGCCAUAUUUACCUGCUCAUGCCAGCCUGGAUGGUACGGCAUCACGUGUGACAUGGACAUUGAUGAGUGCAGCUCUGACCCUUGUCAGAACGGAGGGGUGUGUCAGGACCUGGUGGCUGACUUCUCUUGCAGUUGUCCUGCUCCAUACGAGGGCAAGACCUGUGAAAUCUAUGUGGACCCCUGUGACAGCGGACCUUGUCAACACGGAGGCGUGUGUUCUGCAAGUGGAGCUACAUUUACCUGCUCAUGUCAGCCUGGAUGGAACGGCACCACGUGCGAAAUAAACAUUGAUGAAUGCAGCCCUGACCCUUGUCAGAACGGAGGGGUCUGUCAGGACCUGGUCGACGAUUUCUUCUGCGAUUGUCCUGCUCCAUACGAGGGCAACAUGUGCGAGAUAUAUGUGGAUCCAUGUGGAACCAAGCCUUGUCAAAAUGGAGGCGUGUGUUCUGCCUUCGGUGCCAUAUUUACCUGCUCAUGCCAGCCUGGAUGGUACGGCAUCACGUGCGAAAUGGACAUAGAUGAGUGCAGCUCUGACCCUUGUCAGAAUGGAGGGGUGUGUCAGGACCUGGUGGCUGACUUCUCUUGCAGUUGUCCUGCUCCGUACGAGGGCAAGAUGUGCGAAAUCUAUGUGGACCCCUGUGACAGCGGACCUUGUCAAAACGGAGGCGUGUGUUCUGCAAGCGGCGCUACAUACACCUGCUCAUGUCAGCCUGGAUGGAACGGCACCACGUGCGAAAUGAACAUCGAUGAGUGCAGCUCCGACCCUUGUCAGAACGGAGGGGUGUGUCAGGACCUGGUGGCUGACUUCUCUUGCACCUGUCCUGCUCCGUACGAGAGCAAGAUGUGUGAGACAUACGACAUAGAUGAGUGCAGCUCUGACCCAUGUCAGAACGGAGGGGUGUGUCAGGACCUGGUGGCUGACUUCUCUUGCAGUUGUCCUGCUCCAUACGAGGGCAAGGCCUGUGAAAUCUAUGUGGAUCCCUGUGACAGCGGACCUUGUCAAAACGGAGGCGUGUGUUCUGCGAGCGGUGCUACAUUUACCUGCUCGUGUCAGCCUGGAUGGAACGGUGAUAGUUGCGAAAUGAACAUAGAUGAGUGCAGCCCGAACCCUUGUCAGAACGGAGGGGUGUGUCAGGACCUGGUGGCUGACUUCUCUUGUAGUUGUCCUGAUACAUACGAAGGCAAGACGUGCGAGACAUACGUGGAUCCCUGCGGCAGUGGACCUUGUCAAAACGGAGGCGUGUGUUCUGCCUUCGGUGCCAUCUUUACCUGCUCAUGUCAGCCUGGAUGGUACGGCAUCACGUGUGACAUGGACAUAGAUGAGUGCAGCUCUGACCCUUGUCAGAACGGAGGGGUGUGUCAGGACCUGGUGGCUGACUUCUCUUGUAGUUGUCCUGCUACAUACGAAGGCAAGACGUGCGAGACAUACGACAUAGAUGAGUGCAGCCCUAACCCUUGUCAGAACGGAGGGGUGUGUCAGGACCUGGUGGCUGACUUCUCUUGCAGUUGUCCUGCUCCAUACGAGGGCAAGAUGUGCGAGACAUACGUUGACCCCUGUGACAGCGCACCUUGUCAACAUGCAGGCUUGUGCUUUGCGAGUGGCGCUACAUUCACCUGCUCAUGUCAGCCCGGAUGGAGCGGCACCACGUGCGAAAUGAACAUUGAUGAGUGCAGCCCUGACCCUUGUCAGAACGGAGGGGUGUGUCAGGACCUGGUGGCUGACUUCUCUUGCAGUUGUCCUGCUCCAUACGAGGGCAAGACGUGCGAAGUAUAUGACAUUGAUGACUGCAGCCCAGAUCCUUGUCAGAACGGAGGGGUGUGUCAGGAUCAUGUCAAUGAUUUCUUCUGCACCUGUCCGUCUCCAUAUGAGGGCAAGAUGUGCGAGAUAUAUGUGGACCCCUGUGACAACAAGCCUUGUCAAAACGGAGGCGUGUGUUCUGCAAGCGGCGACAAAUUCACCUGCUCAUGUCAGCCUGGAUGGAACGGCACUACUUGUGAAAUAAAUCUUGAUGAGUGCAGCCCUAACCCUUGUCAGAACGGAGGGGUGUGUCAGGACCUGGUGGCUGACUUCUCUUGCGAUUGUCUCGCUCCAUACGAGGGCAAGACGUGCGAGACCUUUGAUCUUGAUGACUGCAGCCCUAAUCCUUGUCAGAACGGAGGGUUAUGCCAGGACCUGGUGGGUGAUUUCGUCUGCCACUGCCUCCCUUCAUACCACGGCAAGACGUGUGAGAUAUACGUGAGCCCCUGUGACAGCGGACCUUGCCAAAACGGAGGCUUGUGUUCUGCAAGCGGUGGUACAUUUACCUGCUCAUGUCAGCCUGGAUGGAACGGCGCUACAUGCGCGAUGGACAUUGAUGAGUGCAACCCGAACCCUUGUCAGAACGGAGGGGUGUGUCAGGACCUGGUGGCUGACUUCUCUUGCAGUUGUCCUGCUCCGUACGAGGGAAAGACGUGCGAGAUAUAUGUGGACCCCUGUGACAGCGGACCUUGUCAAAACGGAGGCGUGUGUUCUGCAACCGGCGCUGCGUUUACCUGCUCAUGUCAGCCUGGAUGGAGCGGUGCUACUUGUGGAAUGGACAUUGAUGAGUGCAGCCCUAACCCUUGUCAGAACGGAGGGGUGUGUCAGGACCUGGUGGCUGACUUCUCUUGCAGUUGUCCUGCUCCAUACGAGGGAAAGACCUGUGAAAUCUAUGUGGACCCCUGUGGCAGCGGACCCUGUCAAAACGGAGGCGUGUGUUCUGCAACCGGAGCUGCGUUUACCUGCUCAUGUCAGCCUGGAUGGAACGGUGCCACUUGUGGAAAUAACAUUGAUGAGUGCAGCCCUGACCCUUGUCAGAACGGAGGGGUGUGUCAGGACUUGGUGGCUGACUUCUCUUGCAACUGUCCUGCUCCAUAUGAGGGCAAGAUGUGUGAGACGUACGUGAGCCCCUGCGGCAGCGGACCUUGUCAAAACGGAGGCGUGUGUUCUGCAACCGGUGCUACAUUUACCUGCGCAUGUCAGACUGGAUGGGACGGUGCCACGUGCGGAAUAAACACUGAUGAGUGCAGCCCUAACCCUUGUCAGAAUGGAGGGGUGUGUCAGGACCUGGUGGCUGACUUCUCUUGCAGUUGCCCGCCUCUAUACGAGGGCAAGAUGUGUGAGAUCUAUGUCUCUACACCCCCGCCGUACGUCCCCACCACCGCUCUCGUCAUCACCGAGGGGGCUGUGAUCCCCUGGAGCCCGGGGUUGACGUGCGACGGGCUGAACUUCUUCCUGCUGGACACCGACUGCAGCAACAUCUACUACGUCUGCUCCCCGGGCUUCGCCUCCCCGAUCCUCAUGUACUGCCCCGCCACCCUGGUCUUCAACAAGGAUAUCAAAGUGUGCGACAACCCGCAAGCCGUCGUCUAUUGCCCAUAAACGACGAAGGGUUGCUCUUUAAAUCUAACGUCACCCACUAAAGUAAUCGUUGUCAUCCACGUUUAAGUUGUGAUGACCAGAGUGCUAACAUCCUCUUUCGUUUAAUCAUCCAUAUGUCCUGAUCACGAUAUGACCAGAAGUAUUGGUUGUGAUCUUGACCAUUCC
This is a messenger RNA of Branchiostoma belcheri (Belcher's lancelet), 5439 nucleotides long. Its product is annotated as neurogenic locus notch homolog protein 1-like. The transcript has 42 exons. Gene Ontology annotation, cellular component: membrane; extracellular region. Gene Ontology annotation, molecular function: chitin binding; Notch binding; calcium ion binding. NCBI's taxonomy places the organism in Eukaryota, Metazoa, Chordata, Leptocardii, Amphioxiformes, Branchiostomatidae. The coding region runs from base 109 to 5274 and encodes 1721 amino acids. The record is from RefSeq and is a predicted model, not a curated record. Gene Ontology annotation, biological process: Notch signaling pathway; cell-matrix adhesion.